Molecule: messenger RNA, 3883 nt
Organism: Schizosaccharomyces cryophilus OY26
Lineage: Eukaryota; Fungi; Ascomycota; Schizosaccharomycetes; Schizosaccharomycetales; Schizosaccharomycetaceae
Product: P-type ATPase
Exons: 4
Coding region: 168-3275 (1035 amino acids)
Biological process (GO): phospholipid translocation; endocytosis; retrograde vesicle-mediated transport, Golgi to endoplasmic reticulum
Cellular component (GO): trans-Golgi network; plasma membrane; endosome
Molecular function (GO): ATP binding; ATPase-coupled intramembrane lipid carrier activity; magnesium ion binding
Source: RefSeq, a predicted model, not a curated record
CCUGAACAUAUACCAAUGCGAAUAUUUUAAUCUUAGAAAGAAAUAAUCAUUUUAGGUGGACUUUGAGAGUUCUAAUUUAUAGAAUUAAAAGUAAAAUUAUAGGAGAAAAGUUUUAAUAUUGAGCCAGUGCUGGAACGUCUGAUUAAUUAUUGAUCGCAAUAUCCAUUAUGAAGCCCAGACUAAAUGGCGUUCAAUUAAGAAUGAAAAGCUGGCUUCAGAAUAAAGACGAAAAGAGUUCCAUUAUACCUUUGAGUGUUCUCUCCAAUUCACAGGAAAGAAAACGAACAUCUUCUGCAUCACUAGGACAAACGCGGCUUUCUUAUGACAGGGAGGAAACGGAUUCUUUAAUUUCAAUUCAUGGGGGUUCUCAAGAAGAUAUCAAUACCGAUUUUGAAUCCGGUUUUCGAAUGAUCGAAGUAGGUCGACCUAAUCCUCUCUAUGGCAACAAUGCUGUAACAAACACAAAGUAUGAUGCUUUCACCUUUCUUCCCAAGUGUUUGUACGAACAGUUUCGCUAUUUUUAUAACAUGUAUUUUCUAUUGGUGUCCUUAUCCCAGCUUAUUCCUCCUCUAAAAAUUGGAUACCUGUCUACUUAUAUCGCUCCUUUAAUUUUUGUCUUGAUGAUUACCUUGACAAAAGAAGCAAUUGAUGAUUUAAAGAGGCGAAGAAGGGAUUCGUAUGCUAAUAAUGAAAUCUAUAUUGUUAAUAACCAUCCCUGCUCUGCUCAGAAUAUUCAAGUAGGCGAUGUUGUGCUCAUCUCAAAGGAUCAAAGAGUACCCGCAGACAUGAUCCUUAUGCAUACAUCUGUUGGGAAUGAAGCCUUCAUUAGAACAGAUCAGCUCGAUGGAGAAACUGAUUGGAAAUUACGGAUACCCUGUUCAAAUCAAUAUUCACAUGGAAUCAUUCAUGCAGAUUCCCCUAUCAAGUCUGUCCACCAUUUUUAUGGUACCUUUACUUUGAAUGACAAUAGGAGACCACUUACCGUGGACAAUACACUUUGGGCAAAUACUGUCCUGGCCAGUGAGGCGGUUUAUGGUGUUGUCAUCUAUGCUGGUAAAGAUACUCGUCAGUCCUUAAAUAGUUCGAAAGCUAAAACAAAGGUCGGCUUGUUGGAGAAAGAAAUUAACUUUUAUUCUAAAAUUCUGUGCAUGAUUGUUCUUUCACUUUCCACCAUACUUACAUUCAGCCACGGACUACGAGAAAACUGGUACAUUGCUAUCUUCAGAUACUUGAUUUUAUUUUCCAGCAUUAUUCCGAUUAACUUGCGUGUCAAUCUAGAUAUUGGUAAAAUUGUUCAUUCUAAACAUACCGAGGCAGAUCCUAAUUUACCAGAUGUUGUUGUUCGAAGCAGUAAUAUCCCUGAAGAACUUGGUAGAAUUGAGUACCUGUUAACUGACAAAACUGGUACUUUGACACAGAAUGAAAUGGAAAUGAAAAAACUACAUUUAGGAGCUAUUGGAUUCUCCAAUGAAUCAAUGGACGUAAUCCAAGCUUGUAUUAAUGAUCCUACGGCCCAAAUUCCGUUGAGCGAUGAUACUAAAAAUUUGAUUCGAACAACUGUUUUGGCCCUUUCUUUAUGCCACAAUGUAACUCCAUCUGAAACUACUGACGGUUCUGUUAGCUUUCAAGCCGCAAGCCCUGAUGAAGUUGCAAUUGUUCGGUGGACUAGUUUGAUGGGCUUGGUUUUGACACAUCGUAAUCGAGGAGCCGUAACCAUUAAUAUGUCUUCGUACGAAAUUCUACAACUUUUUCCGUUUAAAUCUGAAACAAAGAGAAUGGGCAUUGUGGUCCGUUCGCCAGAAGGACAAAUCACUUUUUACCUUAAAGGUGCAGAUUCGGUCAUGCAACAAUUUAUCAGUCCAAGCUUCUGGCUUGAUGAAGAAUGUGGAAAUAUGGCUAGAGAAGGGCUUCGAACCUUAGUAAUUGCAAAGAAAGAUUUAACUAAUGAACAAUAUAAUACUUUCGCUACGGUGUAUUCAGAAGCGAGCGUGUCUUUUUCAGGUUCGAGAGAUAAGAAAAUGACGGAAGUUGUUUCGAAAUAUUUGGAGAAUGAUAUGGAGUUACUUGGUCUUACCGGUGUUGAAGAUAAACUUCAAAAGGAUGUCAAAGUAACUUUGGAACUACUUAGAAAUGCUGGUAUACAUGUUUGGAUGCUCACGGGAGACAAAGUGGAAACUGCUAGGUGUAUUGCUAUAUCGUCUAGGCUCGUUUCUCGAGGUCAAUACAUUCAUACCAUUUCCAAACUUAAUUCUCGAGAUGAUGCGCACAAUCAAUUAAUGAUUCUAAUUGGAAAACCAGAUUGUUGUCUUAUAAUAGAUGGUGAAUCCAUGGAAUUCUGUAUCGGGUAUUUACAGGACGAAUUUAUAGAAGCAGUUUCUGAAUUAUCCUGCGUGGUGAUUUGCAGGUGUACACCAACACAGAAAGCAAAUAUGACGCGCUUAAUCCAAACGAAGAAAUCUGCUUCAGUCUGCUGUAUCGGUGACGGAGGUAACGAUGUCGGAAUGAUUCAAGUUGCGAAUAUUGGUGUUGGUGUUGCCGGAAAAGAAGGUCAACAGGCCAGUCUUGCUGCUGACUAUAGCAUAAAAGAAUUUAGUCACGUUGCUCGCUUACUCUUGUGGCAUGGCCGUAUAAGUUAUAAACAAACAUCAAAAUUAGCAAUGUUCGUUAUACAUCGUGGUUUGAUUAUUUCUAUCUGUCAGGUGGUGUACAGUAUAAUCUCAAACUUUGAGCCUAUUGCUUUGUUUCAAGGAUUACUGUUGGUUGGAUACUCGACGAUGUAUACAAUGAUGCCCGUUUUUUCCAUUGUUUAUGAUAGAGAUGUGAGCGAAAAACUAGUUUUUCUGUUUCCAGAGCUUUAUAAGGAGAUGAGAGAAGAUAAAUGUUUCUCUCUCAAGUCAUUUAUGUCUUGCGUGUUAAUUAGUAUUUACCAAGGUGUCAUAAUACAAGUGAUCACUUACGUCCUUGUCGGGUUCGAUGUCGAAGGCCAAAUGCUAGCUGUUUCUUUUUCUUGUUUAAUUUUGAACGAACUCAUUAUGGUAGCCCUUCAGAUUAAUAGAUGGGAACAAACAAUUGUCAUGUCGGAAAUGCUAAGUUUAAUGAUCUAUACUCUGAGUAUACCUUUCUUAACUGAUUACUUUGAUCUGAAAUUUUUUCUGGGAGUCAAGUUUUACUGGGUAUCAGCUCUUAUAUUAUUUAUCAGUCUUUUACCUGUUUGGAGCGGAAGAGCAUUGAAGCAAAAAUUGAAACCUUCAAGUUAUGCAAAAUUACAAAGAUGAGGGUGUACUAAUGUUUAAUAUUGUUCCGCAUAAUAUGUUUACACUGAAUAUGUCAUUGUGUAUAUUAGGUUCGCGUGAUUUGUACAUUUGCAUCCUUAUUAUUAAGUUCGCUCGUAUUGAGUAUAUUUCGUUUGCAUUAAUUGUGAGCAUUAAAGAUAUAACCUUAGUAAAAUGAGCUGCUUGGGAUGACAGCUGGGCAUAUUUUGAAACCAAGAAGCAAUUUCAUUACGAAUGUGUUUCGGAAGAUGAUAAGGCUCUGCAAAGAUAGUAAGGAUCGUAUGUGCUCGUUGCCAGCACUUAUAGUAAGAAUUAGCUUGCUCAAGUUCUUCUUGUAAAGGAAUCAAUGCUGUUGCCGUGGUGCUCAGGCUAGUUGAUUGUUUUUCGAGAGUAGAAACCAGAAGGUUUAAAUUAUGAAGCCCAGUGUCUGAAAGAGGGACACGAGCCAUGGUAAAUUGCAACGUUGUUUGAAAGUAUAGGAGAUCGUACAAUUGGUUAACUAACUCUAGGCCUUUCUUUAGAAAGAUUUCCACCCUUUCGUACAAAGUAAUCGUAGAGUAAUACAUCAUUAGAAAAGAAUAAAUGUCAUCGAAGGAAGAGAAUAUAUCUUU